Messenger RNA from Trichomonas vaginalis G3, 321 nucleotides. RefSeq lists its product as uncharacterized. The transcript has a single exon. NCBI's taxonomy places the organism in Eukaryota, Parabasalia, Trichomonadida, Trichomonadidae. The record is from RefSeq and is a predicted model, not a curated record. Bases 1 to 321 code for a protein of 106 amino acids.
AUGUUGAGAACUUUAUACCAAGUUCGUCAAAAUCUUCCUCGUUACAUCCAACGGUCAUUCGACACGAGAAUUGCCGAAUUCCAAGUCUUGAGUUAUGGAUAUGACGAAGAUGAAUACGUUGACGAGUUCGGAGACAACCGUACAAAAUGGUUUGAAUGUUAUACGACAACACAAUUUGAAUUCGACUUUCUCGAAUUCAACGCAGCAACCAUUCAUAUCAUUGCUCUUUACCUUUCCGAACAACAACAAGACCUCGCAGAUGGAGAUGUUGUUACUGUCGUCAUGAAAACUCCUGAACAAUUCGGAAAAAGAAGUCUCUAA